Molecule: messenger RNA, 1849 nt
Organism: Juglans regia (Persian walnut)
Lineage: Eukaryota; Viridiplantae; Streptophyta; Magnoliopsida; Fagales; Juglandaceae
Product: alpha/beta hydrolase domain-containing protein 17C-like
Exons: 6
Coding region: 364-1554 (396 amino acids)
Source: RefSeq, a predicted model, not a curated record
CCACCCCACAGUUUCAAUUAUUCAACACGUGCCGCUCUCCCUUUCCACGCCGGAAAAUCCUCCUCCCCCCCCUCCCCUCUUCUUCUCUCUCAAUUACCGCUCGCCAAAUCAUCCCUCGACCGGAGUGAAUUUGAAACUCUAGAAAAUCAAUUUCUUCCCACCAGCCAAACGCAUUACCAAGCGCCUAUAAGUUCAAAUUGAAUCUAAUUAUCGUCUUUUCCAAGCAAAACUCCAACUGGGUCAAUCUUGACUUCUGCAAUAAAUACCACCUCCGUCGUGCCCACCAAGUGGAUUCGAAUUGAUUAUUUGGAAUUUUUUUGUUAUUUGCUUUUCUGAUUUUGUUUGGGGGGGUUGGUUUUGGAUAUGGGAGCGGUGACGUCAUCUAUGGCGGCGAAAUUCGCGUUUUUCCCGCCUAGUCCACCGUCGUAUGGGGUGGAGGAGGAUGGCGAGGAGGGUGGGAAGCUGAGGAUGACUGGGGUGGAAACGAGGGGAAACGUCGACGUUUUGAGGCUGAGAACCAAGAGGGGGAACGAUGUCGUGGCAGCGUACAUAAGGAAUCCCUCGGCGUCUCUGACGGUGCUGUACUCUCACGGCAAUGCGGCUGAUCUAGGUCAGAUGUACGACUUGUUCAGUGAACUCAGUUUCCACCUCCGAGUCAACUUGAUGGGGUAUGAUUAUUCGGGGUACGGGCAGUCUACUGGGAAGCCGAGUGAGCAGAACACUUAUGCAGACAUAGAAGCUGCAUAUAGAUGUCUUGUCGAGAAGUAUGGCACAAAAGAGGAGGAUGUUAUCUUGUAUGGGCAAUCAGUUGGUAGUGGGCCCACUUUAGAUUUGGCUACCCGGUUACCAAAUUUGAGGGCAGUAAUUCUCCACAGUCCAAUCAUGUCUGGCCUCCGGGUCAUGUAUCCGGUGAAGAGAACAUACUGGUUCGACAUUUAUAAGAACAUUGAUAAGAUACCCUUUGUCAAUUGUCCAGUUCUCGUAAUUCAUGGAACUGCAGAUGAUGUUGUUGGUUGGUCCCAUGGUAAGCAACUCUGGGAGCUCUGUAAGGAGAAGUAUGAACCGUUAUGGAUUAAAGGAGGGAAUCAUUGUGACCUGGAGCUUUUCCCACAAUACAUAAAGCAUCUCAAGAAAUUUAUAUCAGCCAUCGAGAAAUCACCACAUCGGAGAAUUGGAUCUGGGCCAAUUACAGAUCAACCUGAAAAUCCAAGGAACAGCACAGAUUGUAGAGAGAUAUCCAGACCAGAAAAUCUGAGGAAUAGCACAGAUUAUAAAGAGAAAUCCAGACCCAGCACAGACCGUAGAGAAAAGUCACGAAUGAGUACUGACCAGAGAGAAAAGCCAAGGUUAAGCACAGACCAUGGAGAGAAGUCAAGAGCCAAUGGUGAUAGGAGAGAGAAAUCAAGACAUAGUGUUGAUCGGCCUGAGAAAGUGAGUAAUGGCACAGACCAGCAAGAGAGAGCGAGGAACAGCAUUGACCGAUUUGGAGAGAUGGUGAGAUCGGUUGGAUUAUGCAAUAUUGAUUGUUUCAAACCCACUGCAACAAAGAUAUGAAGAAGAGAACAGAGCAGUGCACACAUGGAAGGUUGUAUUCGCUUUUAUUUUAAUUAUUUGAUUGAUCAAGGGGGUUGUACAAUUGUGUUAUUUCUUGUCCAUUUUCUGGAGGAAAAAAUAGGAAAUCAAUAUAAUCCAGAAAAUCAUCUCAUUUCAUUGUCAAUUGAGGUUAAUAAAUCUUACUCUGCUUCUGUCUUGCCCCCCCUCUACCCUCUCUCUCUGAGGCUCUGCACAUUUGCAUGUAGCAGUUUUUGUUCAUCAACUAUGUUGCAAUACAUAGUGUUUUCUUUCCAUA